This is a messenger RNA of Trichomonas vaginalis G3, 909 nucleotides long. Its product is annotated as spectrin binding. The coding region runs from base 1 to 909 and encodes 302 amino acids. Lineage: Eukaryota; Parabasalia; Trichomonadida; Trichomonadidae. The transcript has a single exon. The record is from RefSeq and is a predicted model, not a curated record. Gene Ontology annotation, molecular function: protein binding.
AUGAGAGAACUUCAAGAUAGAGAAGGAAAGCUCAAACAAACAAAUGAAGAGAACAACAAAUUAAAGAAAGACCUUCAAGAUAGGGAAGGAAAACUCAAGCAAAUUAAUGAUGAAAACAACAAAUUAAAGAGAGAUCUCCAAGAAAGAGAAGGAAAACUCAAACAAACAUAUGAUGAAAACAGCAAAUUAAAGAAAGAUCUCCAAGAAAAAGAAAGAAAACUUAAUCAAAUAAAUGAUGAAAAUAACAAAUUAAAGAAAGAUCUUCAAGAUAGAGAAAGGAAACUCAAGCAAACAAAUGAUGAAAACAAUGUAUUAAAACGAGAUAUCCAAGAUAAAGAAAGAAAACUCAAGCAAACAAAUGAAGAAAAUAACAGAUCUAGGAGAGAUCUCCAAGAUAAAGAGAGCAAAACAGGUAAAAAUGAUGAAGUUAACAGUUUUGAGAAGAAAAUACUAUCACAGAUUUCAGAACUUAACAAUUCUAAUGAUUUUCAACGUGUCUAUAGGUUCUUUAAUGAUCUUUCAUCUCAAGGAAAUCAAAAGAUGAUUUCAAAAGCAUGUGAAGUAGGACUUUGGAAAAAGACAUUUCAAAAAUCAGUGGUUGAUGAUCCAAGGAAUGUACUUCAUGUAGCUUGCGAAGAAGGAAAUCUUAGACUUGUUAAAUCUCUAAUUGAAUGUUGCUGCGAUAAAGAAAUUGGAAGUAUCAAUUCUGGAUUUACACCACUCAGUUAUGCAUCGGAAUAUAGUCGUCUUGAUGUUAUUAAAUAUCUUGUUUCAGUUGGAGCUGACAUAGAUGCAAAGAGUGAUAAUGGGAAAACUCCAAUAAUUUUGGCAUCAGAAAAGGGUCAUCUUGAAGUUGUUAAAUACCUUAUCUCUGCUGGCGCUAAUAAAGAAGCAAGGGAUAAAUUUUGA